AUGCCUCCGUUCUUCCCCCAACUUUCACAACAGGUAGUACGCGCCGGCCGCAACCAAGACGGACCAGCAGACGACACCGACGACAGGCCUCGCCGGCACGGCGGCGACAGCGCCGCUCUUGCCACUGCCGCCGCCGCCCGCAUCGGUCCCGUUGCCGCCGCCGCCGCCGCCCGUCGUCUGGUUCGCGCGCAGGCACGCCGUGUGCGCGUUGGCGAAGCGCAGCUGCCUGCCCGCGGCGUCGGCCUGCGCCCAGGUGAUCACGACGGGCCACACGUUGCCCAUCGCCCGCGCGACCUCGCCCCUGUCGUCCCUGCCGCCCGGCGCCGAGGCGUAGGCGAACAGGCCCCGCUGGGAGAUCUGCCCGGCGGGGAUGGCUGGGACGGUGGUGUGUGGGUUGUGGUCAGCGAGCAUGCCUCACCAGGAGAGUAA
Thyridium curvatum is the source of this 429-nucleotide messenger RNA. RefSeq lists its product as uncharacterized. Lineage: Eukaryota; Fungi; Ascomycota; Sordariomycetes; Thyridiales; Thyridiaceae. The record is from RefSeq and is a predicted model, not a curated record. Bases 1 to 429 code for a protein of 142 amino acids. The transcript has a single exon.